AUGUUUAUAAUUUUAAUUUUAGGUAGUUGUGAACAACUUGAGUCUAACAAGUGUUCAUCAUGCUUGCAACUAGCAGGAUGUGCUUGGUGUUCAGAUGUGGUAUGUGUUACCAAUCAUUGUUUAUUGAAAAUAAUUCAAGAGAUUUGAUUGGUUAAGAGCUGUCGGUGAAAUCGUCAUAUCCGCUCGGUAGCUGCGUCAUAGUUUAUUAUUGGACAGAUUUAGAUCGAGGACGCGGACGACAAAGACGACGUGAAAAUGGCGUGUUGUGCCCAUGUAUGGAUAUGCGACGCCAUUUUCACGUCGUCUUUGACGUCCGCGUCCUCGUUCUAAAUAUGCCUAUUGUUGUUAUAUAGUGGUGAGCCCGCACGACUCGCCUCGUGUAGUUUGUAUAGGUUAUAUACUUCAUGCUGUCCUCGGCGAAGUGUAUUAUUGGUUAUUCUUUUUUUGUAUUUCUCAGUACAGUCUGCAUUGUUAAACUGUCGUUUAUUUUCGCUCACUGUGUUUACUCGUCUCAAAUUUGGACAUCACCGUGGAAUAUCGAAAACAAAUAUACCACGUUUGACGUAAUUUCAUGGUAUGUUGAAAAACAAUGUAACACGCCAUGACGUCACGCUAAUUUAUGCGGCUUAUGUCAAAAGCGGGAAAAUACAAAGGGCUUCUUCAAAGGAAAGGUUCGCCAACCUUUUUUUGUAUAUUCCGACAAAUAAAUAAUAAAACAAUUAUUGAAUUCGGUUCUCGCAUGAGGAAUUAUUAAGGCUUCGGUUUGUGUUAUCUGCCUCAGCCUUCUGAAGAUAACACAACCCUCGGCCUUAAUAAUUCAUCAUAUCCUGCGAGAACCGAAUUCAAUAAUUGUUUUUGUAAUAACAUGAACUUUCCAACAAGUUACAAGGUCUUAUUAUUGUUGAAUUGCCUUAUCAUGUGACCAUGAUGAGCAUGUGAGAUUGUGUGCUUGGGGUGCUAAUAAUGUACAAUAAAGAAAAAAAUGCAUUUCAUCGAGCUACUGUAAUAUUAAUAGUAGUUAUAAAAAUUGUGCGAGUUUGAAAUAGUUUAAAGGUUUCGAUAUGGUUACCAAGCAUACUUUAUACCAAGUUCUAGAGGGUCAAAGCAAACUUGUUGUUAAAGUAAUGACUGGAGUUCAACCCAAUAUCCACAAACAUGUGCAUGCCUUAAAAAGGGUAACAGUACACGAUGCACCUACAUGGCAUCUUGUUCUGUCAGAUGAUUAUACCGACCUAAAUUAUGAGCCGUAUCAAAUGGAUUAAAGUGGUUAGUGGUCAUCAAGUCUGUUUUGCUCAACAUGUGCAUGAUUUAUUUCCAAAUAAUUUUGAAUAUUCAGCGGAUUCCAAAAUGUACUUUUAAUUGAAGUCUGAAUUAGUACAACAACAUAAUGGAAGAUAUUUGCCUUCCAAAUACAAAAUAAAUACAAAAUAUACACAUCUAAACUCUGACAAUUGAUGACUGCAUGAAAUUUUUAAUUUGAUUUCUACAGAACAGUAUUGCCCCGACAAUAAUCAAAUAGUUAAUCAAAGGCUAUUUUAAAAUGUAUCGAGUUUCGUUAAAAUGUACAGUAAAGCUACUGUACAAUCCAUUUUUCAAUGAAAAUGAACUGGAUAUACGGUAUGAAUUGUUUUACUGCCAAUUUUAGAAUUAUACGAGUACUCGAUGUAACACACCACAGGAACAUGUCAGAUUCCAAUGUAAUAUGACAGUCGAUGGCAAUCCAGAUUCUAAACCAACAGUGAGUGUGCUUCAAUUUAACUGUAUUUAUUAUAUAUUAUUAUUUAAAAGCAUUCAUGGUUUCUGAUUGUUAAAUCGCCAUAUCAACUCAACAGCUGGCCAAAUAUACAGUUUUGUAUGGGAAAUUACACGGUUCGAGAAGUAUUACAUAUAAUGAAAAACCGCACGCGUGUUUGGCGAAAUGUUUAUAAUAAAUAUUUCGCCAAACACAAGUGUAAUGUUUCAUUAAUACUUCGAGUAUAAUUUCCAGCAAUCAAUGACAAGAAACAUUGUAUUUGUAUAUUCAAGCGAGCAAAGCCAUUGCGAGCAAUUUCUGACAUUAAUUUUCAAUUUAAACGUGUAAAAACUGUGAAUAAUCUUUAUUUCUUCUUUUUCUUCGUUAUAAAAGCAUGCUGUAAAUAAGAGCUCAUUGAAAAAUAAGAGCUCAGAAAAUAUAAAUUUUUAAGUUGUUUAUUUAGAUUUUGACAUUUUGUGUUCAAUCCACGCGGGCUAAUAUUCGAUCAGAUAUUAGAUAAAAUAUUAUAAUAAACGGAGUUUAAAGUCCUGAUCAAACGAGAACGAGAGUUGUUGAGAAGCGAUAGUUUCCAUGCCAUUGUCACAGAAUAGGAAGGUACAGCAGAAGUGUAACUUGAAAUUUUAACUCACUCACGCCAUCCUGGCUAGUACAACCGGAAGUUUUUAUCAGGUUUUGGUAGGUACAAAGUGCCGGUUGUACUAGCCAGGAUGGCGUUAUUGAUGACGAAUUGCUUAUAAAAACGCGGACAAAUACUUGCUUGAGUUACACUUCUGCUAUACCUUCCUAUUCUGUGCCAUUGUCAAACGAGAACAAGAGUUGCGUGAGAGUUGAUUAGAGUUGAUACUGGAUACUAGAGACUGGAUACUACCGCACGCGCGAAAACUCUCAUCAAAAUUUGAACCAGUUCAAAGCUGACGUGAGUGCAUGAGACGUCUGACCGGGGCUUAAUGUUAAAGAAAUGAAUCACUGUGUGAUGGAUUAUUCUACGGCUUAAGCAGGUUUUCCACUUCGCCCGUAUCGUAUCGUACCGAAACGUACUGGUAAGCAUGCGCAGAUUGAAAAGAGGUUUAUAAAACCACGUACUUCCGGGUGUAUUCUCGUAUCAAAGUAAAAAGUUCGUCGCAAGUCAACUUUUUGGCGUACUACGGAAGUACUAUAUAACCAAUCAACAUUCACGAAAUUUUGAAAUUUAACGUUUUUGAUACGUUUCGGUACGGUACGCUUGAAGUGGAAAACCAGCUUUACUGUUAAAGAAAUGAAUCACUAUGUGAUGGAUAAUACAGUCACUACAUGUGGUGGAUGGAUAGCCUGUGCAAGCUACAAAUUUUUUAUUUAACCCUUUCACUUUGCUGGAUACAAUGACUUACUGUACAGUGUAUACCAUUGUAUUUAAAUACUACCAUUGUAUUUAUAAAGUGAUACAAAAUACUGAUUUAUUGCAACUAAUUUUGUAGCUGGAAAAGGAAGUCCUGACAGACUUAAAUCAGAUAACACCUAAAAAAGUUUCAGCCAGAGUGCGCGUAGGUUGGUAUAUAUACACUAGAUUUUUGUAUUAACUUGAUGGUACUUUGGUCUGGGCUCUUGUAUAUAGUUUUGAAAAAUACUGAACACCGGUGUCAGAAAAUUAAUCUGCAAAGUAAAUAUUAAUACACACCGAUAUACACUUACAGUAUAUUACUGAUAUAGCUAACCUGCCCUCAUUGGAGCAGAAAAGACGAACGGAGAAUGAGGGCCUGAAAGAAAACACGGCUUUCGUGACUACCAAUUGUGACUAUGUGCCGUUCAUUUUUGUAGGGUAGAAUGUGAUUGGUCGAUCAGUGCCAUAAGUUUAUUGACUUGUUUAUAAUACGUCCAAGCGAGUACCUGUGCAUUAGUACUAUUUCAAACACUCGUAGGAGUGCAGCACGAGCAUUUUAGCUAUGAUAAAACACUCCUACACAAGUGUUUUGAAUAGCUUCAAACACGACUACAAUAGAUGCCGUCUCAUUAGUAUUCUUUAUAUAAAGAAUACUAAUUAGGGUAGACUUUUAUAUAUAGAAUACUAAUGAAGAUGAGUUUUAUCAGGUAUACAGUAAAGCUUCUUCUUCUUACCAAUAAGCUUAUGAAUUAUUAAUGAGUUAUUAUGAAUUAUGAAUUGUUAAUAUGAAUUAUUCUACCUCUUCUUCUUGCCAAUAAGCUCAUGAAUUAUUAAUGAGUGUUUGAAUUGUAGUUAACCAGCUGCUUUACGUACAGUGUAUGUAUUAUCUAUUUUUUAACUUGUUUAAUGCAACGGAUAUUUUCUAAAUAUUUUUAUUUGUUUCUAGGCGAGCCUAUCACAUUCAAAUUACAAAUUGAACCUUCCGCGAACUAUCCUGUUGACUUUUACAUUUUGAUGGAUUUAACUGCCACCAUGGAUGAUGAUCUAAAUAAUCUUAAGAAGCUUGCACUGAAUAUUU
Paramuricea clavata is the source of this 4188-nucleotide messenger RNA. The record is from the annotation of a GenBank genome assembly. NCBI's taxonomy places the organism in Eukaryota, Metazoa, Cnidaria, Anthozoa, Malacalcyonacea, Plexauridae.